Messenger RNA from Elephantulus edwardii (Cape elephant shrew), 1050 nucleotides. It is a transcript of the gene NODAL, whose product is annotated as nodal growth differentiation factor. NCBI's taxonomy places the organism in Eukaryota, Metazoa, Chordata, Mammalia, Macroscelidea, Macroscelididae. The record is from RefSeq and is a predicted model, not a curated record. Gene Ontology annotation, biological process: BMP signaling pathway; SMAD protein signal transduction. Gene Ontology annotation, molecular function: growth factor activity; type I activin receptor binding; cytokine activity. The transcript has 3 exons. Gene Ontology annotation, cellular component: extracellular region. Bases 1 to 1050 code for a protein of 349 amino acids.
AUGAACGCCCACCGCCUCCUGUACGUCCUUCUGCACGCCUGGUGGGCUCUGCUCCGGGCAGAUGCCGACAGGGUAGGCACCCUGCCGCUGCGGACCCUGGGGCAACCCUCAUCUCCCUCCUCUCUCGCGUAUAUGCUAAGGCUCUACAGCGACCCGCUGCUCAAGGCUGACUUCGUGCGCAGCCUGCAGGCGCAAGAUGUGGAGAUGGAGGGGCAGAACUGGACCUUUGCUUUUGACUUUUCCUUCCUGAGCCAAGAAGAGGACCUGGAAUGGGCCGAGCUCCGGCUGCAGCUGGCCAGCCCCCUGGACCUUCUCUUCAAGGCUCCUGUCUCCAUCAAGAUUUUCCACCAGCCAAAGCUGGACACAGAGCAGGACCCAGCUGACUGCCAGGAGCGUCUUCAAAUGGACCUGUUCACUGUCACUCCCACCCAGGUCACCUUCUCCUCGGGCAGCAUGGUCCUGGAGGUUACCAGGCCACUUGCCAAGUGGCUGAAGCACCCUAGGGAGCUGCAGGAGUGGCUGUCCUCAGAGGCCAGAGAGUGUCAUCACCGGCCCCCCAAGCCACCGGUCACUGGCGUGCUGCUUAUGCUCUACUCUAACCUAUCCAAGGAGCAGAGGAGGCAGCGAGGUGGCUCCACGCUGCUGUGGGAGGCUGAGAGCUCCUGGCGGGCCCAGGAGGGACAGCUGGCCCGGGAGAGGGGCAGGCGGUACCGUCGACAUCACCAGGCCGACAAGAACAAAAUGUGCCAGAAGGUCAAGUUCCUGGUGGACUUCAACCAGAUUGGAUGGGGCUCCUGGAUCAUCUACCCCAAGCAGUACAAUGCCUACCGCUGUGAGGGCGAGUGUCCCAUCCCUGUUGGGGAGGAGUAUUUCCCAACCAACCACGCAUACAUGCAGAGUCUGCUGAAAUAUUACCAGCCCCACAGAGUCCCCUCCCUGUGCUGUGCCCCCGUGAAGACCAAGCCAUUGAGCAUGCUCUAUGUGGAAAACGGUCGCGUUCUUCUGGAUCAUCACAAAGACAUGAUAGUGGAAGAAUGCGGGUGCCUUUGA